UUGUGAUGGUUGAGAUGGUGAUUGAGAAAAAUGCUUGUUUGUGGAGACCAAGUACUGAUCUGCGGGUGAUUGGUGAUGCACUUCACGAGAGAAUCGUUUGGCCAGUAGACAAAGUAGACCCGAUAAUUGCUCCUUCAAUAAGAUCAUCACAUGUGAGUGCUAACAGCAACAACACCAGCAGUACUCAAUCUGGUCAGAAGAAGAAGUGCUACUUGAUAGAUUGCUCUAAACCGGGACAGAAGGUUGCAGAAGGCAGAGUUUGGUCAUCUAAUCCAACAGACACAGUGCAUCUUAAACCAUUGGGACCCAAUGCUAGCAAGGUAUCAGUUGACGUGCCACUAGUAGGAAAUGCGAAAGUGUGGAAACCAAGUUCAGAGAUUCAGACCAUUGAUGAUGCAUUAGGUAGUCUUGUGGCUUGGCCUAGUGAUAAACUUCUUUUUAUGUGAUGAUGUUGUGGUAGUAGAGAACAUUAGUGUGUGGAUGUUUGGAUGCUUGGCCUUAGUAGAGAAACUUGUUGUGUUCGGAUUAAUUAUGUUUGGAUUAAUGUUAUGUUUUGGAUUUU
Molecule: messenger RNA, 562 nt
Organism: Arabidopsis lyrata subsp. lyrata
Lineage: Eukaryota; Viridiplantae; Streptophyta; Magnoliopsida; Brassicales; Brassicaceae
Exons: 2
Coding region: 6-446 (146 amino acids)
Source: RefSeq, a predicted model, not a curated record